Rhipicephalus sanguineus (brown dog tick) is the source of this 1825-nucleotide messenger RNA. RefSeq names its product putative nuclease HARBI1. The coding region runs from base 72 to 1214 and encodes 380 amino acids. The record is from RefSeq and is a predicted model, not a curated record. The transcript has a single exon. Lineage: Eukaryota; Metazoa; Arthropoda; Arachnida; Ixodida; Ixodidae.
GGUGUACGUCCCUCAUUUUGUGUGCUCUCUUCGUGUGUGAAUUAUCAUUCUCCUACCUGUCGCUUUUCUGUAUGAAGAUGAACUCUGGCCUGAUUUCAACUGUCGUGCAAGUCGCCAUGGAGCUGAUGGAUUCUGACAGUGACGAAGAGUACGACGACUUAGUCGCUACAAUAGCGAUGAAAUCAGCGAGAUUGGACAGAAAUCGCAUACCAAGGUAUUGUGAGGACGUUGUUGACCGGUACUUUGGUUUCGAGUUUAAACGGAUGUUUAGGCUGUCACGCGAGACGUUCAGGGAUCUCGUUGCCCGCUACCAGACGUCCUCGUUCUUCCCCGAUUCUGCUGGUGGUCGCCCACGGAUCAGUGCCGAUAAGACUUGCCUGGUAGUGCUGAGCUACCUCGGUAGCCAGUCGAGUAUGUACUCCCUUGCUGACAGAUUUGAUGUAUCCGAGUCGUCAGUUCACACGUGCAUUGAGCGCGUAUUGGACUUUUUAAACAGCAUAAGCGAAGAAGUCAUUUCUUGGCCAGACAGUCAUGAGCAAGAACGGAUCAAGACUGGCUUUUUGGUAAGGAGCGAAGGUAAAGGCCCGCGCAACACCAUAGGCUGUGUGGACGGUUGCCAUAUAGAGAUUAAAAAGCCGGAGGAGUCAUCGCAUUCGUACUUCAACCGCAAGAAAUUUCCAUCUGUGGUGCUCCAGGGAAUAUGCAAUGACAGGAACAAGUUCAUUGACGUUUUAGUUGGAUUUCCUGGAUCUGCACACGAUGCCAGGGUGCUUCGUGAAGGCCCUUUCUUCGAGGUAGCCCAGACAAAGUGCGCAGACAGUUACCUGCUUGGAGACUCCGCAUACCCCUUGCUUCCGUGGUUGUUGACGCCAUACCGGGAUAAUGAGCAGACCUUUCCAGUAUGGAAGAAGCGCUAUAACAAGUGUCAUUCUCAACAGAGGUCUGCCAUUGAGAAUGCCUUUGGCCAUCUGAAACAAAGGUUUCGUAGGCUUUACUUUGUUGACGCUGCUACAGUCAAACAGUGCUGCCUUAUAAUAAUGGGUGCUUGUGUGUUGCACAACAUGUGCAACGAAGAGAGGGAUUUCUUCAUUGAGCUCCAGGAAACUGCAGAGUUUGAAGAAGUUGGAAAUGAUGAUGAGAAUGAUGUAACGGACCGAAGUUUGGCUGCAUACAGUGAAUGUUUGAGAAAGGCCAUUGCUCAAAAGCAUUGUUAGUGCCUAAGUGAGGAUUUCAUGAAUUUGUGAUGUUUAAGAGUGGAGUGCAUUGUUGUCUAAUAAAAGAAGAAAACGAUUUUUUGUUGCUCAAUUUAUUCACCAUUUUUUCCACACUGACUCUCAACGGCAGUGACAAGGCGUUCUAGCAGGCUCAUUUUGGCACUGAACCGUGCCUCUCUUUCUCUGCGGCUUUCCUUGAACUCUUCGAGCAGAGCUUGGAGCGGAGUGCCAUCCACCCUUUUCCUUUUUUUUUUCUGUGGCUGGCUUGAUGGCCCGGCUUCAGCCACUUCUUCGUGUGCACGUUCUGGUUCUGCACCUGCUGUGUCAAGCUCACUUGAUGGCGGAGAGUCAUUUUGAUCACCUGCGUCGAGGCUGUCCCUGAAACAAAAUGUAACUGUAAAUAUGAAAUAUUUACAUUUCAUGUACAAUAACUUUACCUGUUCUUUUCAAUCACCCUUCCUGGGGCAAUCAGCACUGUCGGGGUGAUGUGAUGCUCUUUCUCAAGAACAUCACUCAGUUCUCUAGAAAGAAAAAAUAUUGCUAGUGUGUUGAUGAAUAGUUGAAUAUGACCUGUACUCACUCUUCAAAUUCGCAAGAGACCCUUCCGUUGC